GUUAUUGUUUAUAUUAAUAUUGCUUUACAUUUGGAAUUUUAUUAGAUUCAAUUUCUUUUUAAAGAAGAAAUGAUAACUAAUAUGUUAUCCAAAAAUGAAGAAAGAAUAAACAUUUCCUAAAUAUAAAUUAUUAAUAACGAAUAUCAAUGAAUAAUAAAAGUAUUCUAUCUUUAAAAGAUAGAAGUUAAAAAUAAACUCUCUCAAAUUGACUGAUUAAUCUUGAAAUGAGUUCUUCAACAGUUGCAGAAAGUAGCAGUAGUUGUUUUGAUAAUGCUCUUACUUUAGAGCUUGGACCUAUGGAGGUUGUUCAUCGAUGGAAACGUAUGCCAGAAUGUGAUGAAUUUGUUGGGGCUAGGAGAAGUAAACACACAGUUGUCGCUUUCAAGGAAGCAAUAUACGUAUUUGGGGGAGAUAAUGGUAAAAGUAUGCUAAAUGAUUUACUCAGGUUUGAUGUUAAAGAGAAAUCUUGGGGCAGAGCUUUUGCAACUGGUAUACCUCCAGCACCUAGAUACCAUCAUUCUGCUGUAGUCCAUAAUUCUUCUAUGUAUGUUUUUGGUGGAUAUACUGGAGAUAUUCAUUCAAAUUCCAAUCUUACUAAUAAAAACGAUCUUUUUGAAUAUAAGUUUCUUUCUGGCCAAUGGAUCGAAUGGAAAUUUAUUGGUACAACCCCAGUACCUCGAUCAGCUCAUGGAGCUGCUGUAUAUGAUAAUAAAUUAUGGAUUUUUGCUGGAUAUGAUGGAAAUGCCAGAUUAAAUGACAUGUGGACGAUUCCACUAGUAGGUGAUGCACGGUUUUGGGAAGAGAUAGAGCAAAAAGGAGAAUGUCCACCAACUUGUUGCAAUUUUCCAGUCGCUGUAGCUAGAGAGUCUAUGUUUGUUUUCAGUGGGCAGAGCGGCGCAAAAAUUACAAACUCCUUAUUCCAAUUCAAUUUUCAGGAAAAAAUAUGGACGCGCAUCUCCACAGAUCAUAUUCUUAGAGGAGCACCCGCUCCUCCUGCUAGAAGAUAUGGCCAUUCAAUGGUGGCAUUUGAUAGGCAUUUAUAUGUUUUUGGAGGAGCUGCUGAUAGUACCCUAUCUAACGAUUUACAUUGUUUCGAUCUGGAUUCUCAAACUUGGUCUGUGGUUCAUCCAGUACCAGAUUCAUAUGUACCUUCAGGACGUCUUUUCCAUGCUGCUGCUGUUGUCGGUGAUGCUAUGUUCAUCUUUGGAGGAACGGUUGAUAAUAAUGUCAGAAGUGGAGAAAUGUACCGUUUUCAAUUCUCCAGUUAUCCAAAAUGCAGUUUACAUGACGAUUUUGGGAAAAUUAUGGAAUCGCGUCAAUUUUGCGACCUGCAAUUUCUAAUAGGACCAGACGAGACCAGGAUUAUGGGGCAUGUUGCUUUGGUGGCUGCAAGGUCGCAAUACUUGCGUACUAAGAUCAGGCAGGCGAAGGAAAACAGGGACAAGCAUUUAGAGAAAUUGUUCGGUACUACGAAGGUACCUUUCAACGAUACACCCCUCGUUCAGGUUAAAUUACCGGAUGCUGAUCCUGAAGCGUUCGAAAUGGUUCUUAAUUAUAUCUACAUGGAUUGUAUAGAUCCUACGAAGAAAGCCAAGAAGGAUGAGGAUCCUUUCAGCAACAGGAUUGUUUUGAGAAUGAUGGAUGUAUACAGAUUAGCAGUGCAGUUCAACAUGGUUAGACUUGAGAACCUAUGUAUCCAAUAUCUGAAUGCUACAAUCUGUUUGAAAAACGUCCUCGUAGCUCUUCACAAUGCUGAUCAACUACAGUUGAAAUUUAUCAAAGAACAUUGUCUUCGUUUCAUCGUCAAAGAAUCAAACUACAAUCAGAUAGUAAUGAGCACUGAAUUCGAAGAUUUAGAUAGAGGACUGAUGGUAGAGGUGAUACGCAGGAAACAGAAGCCACAAAAUAGGAUCAGUAACCCUGUAGACCCUACUCAUCCUGGUGCCAAUGGGUGUUCCUUAGAACAAGAUAUGGCUAUGUUUCUGAUUGCUACAGGAAAGGAAUUUUGUGAUAUCGAUUUGAUUUUAGAUAACCAUGUUAUACCUGCACAUAAAUCUAUUUUAGCAGCAAGAUGUGGAUAUUUCGAAGCUAUGUUCAGAUCUUUCAUGCCUAAUGAUAAUACAGUCAGAAUACAAAUUGGGGAGAUGGUUCCUUCAAAGGAGUCAUUCGACUCUCUUCUGCGAUAUAUCUAUUACGGUGAUGUGAAUAUGCCACCCGAGGAUUCCUUAUACCUAUUUUCAGCUCCAUUUUUCUACAGUUUCACAAACAACAGAUUACAGGCUUUUUGUAAGCAGAAUUUGGAGAUGAAUGUUACCUUUGAAAAUGUUAUUCAAAUAUUGGAAGCAGCUGAUAAAAUGCAGGCUAGCGAUAUGAAAAAAUAUGCUUUGGAUCUGAUAGUACAUCACUUUACAAAAGUUGCAAAACUACCAAAACUGAAGCAUUUGAGUAAAGAGCUUAUAUUGGAUAUUUUGAUGGCUCUAGCUAAUGAUAUGAGUGAAACUAAAACGUGCCAAGAUGUUUCUUCAGAUUUUGCAGGUGCAUUUGGAUAUUCCACUGUAGCAGAUUCUGAUAGACCUAGUUCAUAUGGUCGAUUGGGUUGGUAGAGGACAUAGCACAUUAUUCCAAUAGAUAUAAACAAUUUUCAUUGGAUAUGCAUAAGAAUCUCCUUCAUUGUUGUAAUUUAUAAGUUAUCAAGUUGUGGAUAAAAGGAAAUAUAUACUGUUUUUAGAGUUAGAUGCGAAGUAAAUUCAUCUAUAUAAAUAUUUUAUUUUAAAUAUGUACAUACAAUAAGUGUUCAUUAAAAACCUUUAGCUUGAA
Molecule: messenger RNA, 2817 nt
Organism: Harmonia axyridis
Lineage: Eukaryota; Metazoa; Arthropoda; Insecta; Coleoptera; Coccinellidae
Gene: Lztr1
Product: leucine-zipper-like transcriptional regulator 1
Exons: 8
Coding region: 225-2603 (792 amino acids)
Cellular component (GO): Golgi apparatus
Molecular function (GO): protein binding
Source: RefSeq, a predicted model, not a curated record